AUGUUCGAGAAGAAGUACUCAGUGUUGCUAACAAAAUCGCAACCAGUUAUUACUCACAUACGCAAGGAUAUUGCGAGGAAAAUGAUGUGGAGCGCAAAGUAUGCAAAUGAAGUUAUCGAAUUUAUGUCGAUGCGCUUGCAAGACUGGAGUGGCCUCUCGGUGUCGUGA
Gongylonema pulchrum is the source of this 168-nucleotide messenger RNA. The record is from the annotation of a GenBank genome assembly. Lineage: Eukaryota; Metazoa; Nematoda; Chromadorea; Rhabditida; Gongylonematidae.